AUGCAGCCGUCAGCCAUCCAAUUUACACACAGAUUUGAUCCAGAUUUCCAAAAUCCAAUUUGUCGGUCCCUGGCCGAAUGUCACCCUGACGCCAAAAAAAUUCCGUCUCCCCCCCAAACUUGGGAUUCACUUUACUCAAACUCCGCGACCAUCCCACGCUCCCACGCCCUCUCCCACGCUCUCAAUCAACAGCCUGCAGUUACCCGAGUCUCCGACCCCUCGGCCGACAUCGCUCUCUACGACCUGGAACGCAACUCGCCUCGCCUCGCCUCACACACCGCUCUCUCACCUGGCCGCUGCGGCGCCGUCCAGUAUCAUCGCCCCGCGGUGCAUUGCCAGCAGCACCCGGAACCACCACAACUGACGCCCAAGUUCACCAACAAUAGCACAGGCGUUCAAGCAUCGCCCAAGCCUGGCCUGGCCUGGCCCGGCCUGUCACCCAUACCUAUCCUUCUCUCUCCCUCCGGUGUUCGCCCUGUGGUCCGACACCCAUCUAUCUGGACAAACUCAGUCACAGACCCAACCCCGACCGCCCCGACACACGCUCAAACCCGAGUCCACGUAUGCGCCCAUAAGCAAAAGACGAGUCUAGACUGCCCGGCGGCCAGCACAAGCACUGAGUCUCGAGUCUGCACCGCUCUCUCUCGUCCCUCCAUCCCAAAACACGUCGCAGAACAACAUGUCCUGACUUCGUCUGCCGUCCCCUGCCGAGUCAUGCCCGUCCAGUCCAAGCCCAUCCCCGCCCUCUACACGGUGUACAUCCUCCGUUCCACCGUACGCCACGCGUCUCUCUACAUCGGCUCGACGCCCAACCCCCCGCGCCGUCUGAAGCAGCACAAUGGCGAGGCCCGCGGCGGCGCUGUUCGCACCUCUCGUCUAAGCCUACGGCCCUGGGAGAUGGUGGGGCUGGUAUCCGGCUUCCCGGGCAUGGUUGCUGCUCUAAAGUUUGAAUGGGCGUUGACGAACCCACAUUUGUCUCUGCAUAUACCCUCCACGUCUCGCAUCACCGUCUCAAACGGAGUAAAGAAGAAUGGACGUCCCCGCCGACCUCGUGCUAGCCUCUCCUCGAUAUUGUCCAAUCUACAGCUCCUGCUAGGAGUACCGAGCUUCCGUCGGUGGCCGCUUACACUACACUUCUUUGCAAAGGAUGUACACAAAGCAUGGGUUUCCUCCUCUACCAAGUCAACCGAGCCUCUGCGAAACACCCUCAACAUAGUCACCGACUUCGGCCCCGACCCCGCCGCAUCUUCAGACGACGUCGCUUGGGGCAUCCAUGCCUUGCCUGUGGACUACACGCACAUGAAGCCAUACAUUGAAAAAGCACAGUCCAUCAUCGCCUUUGAAAGAGAGGGCAGCUGUGUAGUCUGCAAAGAGGCACUACCUCACGGUCAGGGAUUACACGCCGUGUGUCCAAACGAGUCCUGUGAGGCUGUCGGGCAUCUUUCAUGCUGGAGUCGUCAUAUGCUCCACCAUGAAGAGGAUCGAGAAGUGGUCGUCCCUAUUCAGGGCCGUUGCCCACAAUGUGGGGGCCACAUUCAGUGGGUCGAUAUGAUGAAAGAAUUGUCACUACGGGAAAGGGGUGCGAAAGAAGUCGAGGCUCUUAUGACAAUCCAUCUGCGAGAUAACAUCUUUUCGGCCCACAAAGCCUGUUUCUCCCAAAUGCUGCGAGUCAGCCUGGGUCUCUACGAACCAGACGGCCAGCGUCGAAUUUUUCGCAUUGUCGUCAUACCAGUGGAGUUCUACAUUUGCGGUAAUAUCGAACUGUUUUCACAUCUCGGCUACUGUCGAUUCGGAGUGUUGAGAGCGAGCAUCGCUUGGGGCUCUGAGGGUUGGUCUAGAAGCGAUUCUGCAUGCAAAUACGUUUGCCCAAUUCUGCAAGCUCAAUGGAAAGCUUGGAUUGUUGUGCAUCUCCGCAGGCUUGCCCUGACUAUUGCGUACGCUGCGUUCUGGCUAAAGUCUAACGUUCGGGAAACCCACCCCAACAGUGCUGGAACGCACCGUUGA
Molecule: messenger RNA, 2004 nt
Organism: Colletotrichum lupini
Lineage: Eukaryota; Fungi; Ascomycota; Sordariomycetes; Glomerellales; Glomerellaceae
Product: GIY-YIG catalytic domain-containing protein
Exons: 5
Coding region: 1-2004 (667 amino acids)
Biological process (GO): double-strand break repair via homologous recombination
Cellular component (GO): Slx1-Slx4 complex
Molecular function (GO): 5'-flap endonuclease activity; crossover junction DNA endonuclease activity
Source: RefSeq, a predicted model, not a curated record